This is a messenger RNA of Euleptes europaea (tarantolino), 1278 nucleotides long. RefSeq names its product choline phosphotransferase 1 (gene CHPT1). Gene Ontology annotation, biological process: phosphatidylethanolamine biosynthetic process. The transcript has 9 exons. Gene Ontology annotation, molecular function: diacylglycerol cholinephosphotransferase activity; ethanolaminephosphotransferase activity. Gene Ontology annotation, cellular component: endoplasmic reticulum membrane; Golgi apparatus. The record is from RefSeq and is a predicted model, not a curated record. The coding region runs from base 1 to 1194 and encodes 397 amino acids. Lineage: Eukaryota; Metazoa; Chordata; Lepidosauria; Squamata; Sphaerodactylidae.
AUGGGGGGCUGGCGGUGGCUGCUGCCCGAGCCGCUGAGCGCGGCGCAGCUGCGGCGCCUGGAGCAGCACCGCUAUAGCGCGUCGGGCCGCUCGCUGCUGGAGCCGCCGCUGCAGCUGUACUGGGCCUGGCUGGUGGAGCGCACGCCCGCCUGGCUGGCCCCCAACGCCAUCACCCUCGCCGGCUUCGCGGCCAACCUGCUCCCCAUCCUCCUGCUCUUCGCCUACUGCCCCAGCGCCACCGAGGAGGCUCCUUCUUGGGUGCUGUUUUUGUGUGCGUUAGGACUCUUUAUUUACCAGUCACUGGAUGCUAUUGAUGGGAAGCAAGCUAGAAGAACCAACAGCAGCUCUCCUUUGGGUGAACUCUUUGACCAUGGCUGUGACUCUGUUUCCACAGUUUUCGUUGGCAUUGCAUCCUGUUUAGCAGUGCGGCUAGGAACAAACCCCGACUGGCUGUUUUUCUGUUCCUUUAUUGGAAGUUUCCUGUUUUAUUGUGCUCACUGGCAAACCUAUGUAUCUGGCAUGCUAAAGUUUGGGAAAAUUGAUGUAACUGAAGUACAGAUAGCCAUCAUGAUGCUCUUUCUGGUGUCUGCUGUUGGUGGAACAGCAAUGUGGGACGCCCAGAUUCCUGUGCUGGACAUAAAACUGAAGAUGAUUCCUGUGGCUGGAAUAGUAUCUGGAGCAAUAAAUUCCAGUUACCACUAUUUCAGAGUAAUCUUUGGAGGAGGAGUUGGGAAGAAUGGAUCCACAAUAGCGGGAACAAGUGUUUUGUCACCAGGACUCCAUAUAGGAUUAAUUAUUACUUUGGCAAUAAUGAUCUAUAAGAAGUCCACAACACACAUUUUUGAAAAGCAUCCUUGCCUCUAUGCUUUAACGUUUGGAUUUGUGAGUGCCAAGAUCACACAAAAACUGGUGAUAGCACAUAUGACAAAAAGUGAAAUCUUCCUACAAGACACUGCUUUUAUUGGACCAGGCCUCCUAUUUCUAGACCAGUAUUUCAACAGUUUUAUUGAUGAAUAUGUUAUUCUGUGGAUAGCACUGUUCAUAUCUUUGCUUGAUCUGCUGAGAUAUUCCACUGGGCUAUGCAUACAGAUUGCUGCUCACCUUCGCAUACACGUCUUCAAAAUCCCAUCUCAUCAAGCUCCUGAACAGGUUCAAGUUGUUUCUCCACUGAGCCAUCAGAAUAACAUGGAUUGAAGAGACUUGCGAACAGUUGCCAUCUCUUGCUGUUGCUGUCAUAAGAAAAGAAAAACAUUACCGAUUAAAUGUAAUAUUUUGUAA